CGUAUUCCAGUCACAUCUAAAACCCUCAUCAUCUCCAUUUCCUCUUCGUCUCUGCUCUCGACGGGGAUUUCUAAACCAUCCUUUUAGAUCUUCUUCUUCGUUCGUUUCUCCAUCAAUGGCAAAGGAACCAGUUCGCGUGCUCGUCACUGGAGCUGCAGGGCAAAUCGGAUAUGCUCUUGUCCCCAUGAUUGCUAGGGGAGUAAUGCUGGGUCCUGACCAACCUGUGAUCCUGCACAUGCUUGAUAUCCCACCUGCAGCGGAGUCAUUGAAUGGAGUGAAAAUGGAGCUAGUAGAUGCAGCUUUUCCUCUUCUUAAAGGUGUUGUUGCUACUACUGAUGCUGUUGAAGCGUGCACUGGGGUCAGCGUUGCUGUCAUGGUUGGUGGGUUCCCAAGAAAAGAAGGCAUGGAGAGGAAAGACGUCAUGUCUAAAAAUGUGUCAAUUUACAAGGCUCAGGCUUCUGCUCUCGAAAAGCAUGCAGCUGCAAACUGCAAGGUUCUGGUUGUUGCUAACCCGGCAAACACUAAUGCAUUGAUCCUGAAGGAAUUUGCACCUUCAAUCCCCGAGAAAAACAUUACUUGUUUAACUAGAUUGGAUCAUAACAGGGCACUGGGUCAAGUCUCUGAGAGAUUAAAUGUUCAAGUUUCCGAUGUUAAGAAUGUGAUAAUCUGGGGGAAUCACUCAUCAACUCAGUACCCUGAUGUUAACCAUGCUAAGGUUAAGACUCCAUCUGGGGAAAAGUCUGUUCGUGGACUAGUGAAUGAUGAUGCAUGGUUGAAUGGAGAAUUUAUCUCUACAGUGCAACAACGAGGUGCUGCAAUCAUUAAAGCUAGAAAAUUUUCCAGUGCAUUGUCUGCUGCUAGUUCUGCUUGUGACCAUAUACGUGAUUGGGUCCUUGGAACUCCAGAGGGCACUUGGGUUUCCAUGGGCGUGUACUCUGAUGGCUCAUACAACAUUCCAGCUGGACUAAUUUAUUCCUUUCCAGUAACUUGCCGCAAUGGAGAGUGGACCAUAGUUCAAGGACUUCAAAUUGAUGAAUUUUCAAGGAAGAAGAUGGAUUUGACUGCAGAGGAGCUGAGUGAGGAGAAGUCCUUGGCUUACUCAUGCCUCUCUUGAAUGCUCUCUUAUGUUUACUAGCUUGUUCAUUAAGUGGGUCUCACACAUUUUAUUAGAGGUGCUGCACCAGUUUUAAAUAAGGCGGCGGUUAAGAUCUAGGGUAACUAGAGCUUUUGUUUUUAUUGAUCUUGUACAAUGUUUUAGAAAUUUCCACAUGUCACGGGGAAUUUCAUAAGUUGGGAAUUUUUGAGGACCUUGAUUAUCCUUAUAUUUCCUAUGGAUUUGACCAGUUUUUUUUUACCACAGAUCAUGUGGAUUUAUAUAUUUGGGAAUUUCAAGCA
Molecule: messenger RNA, 1395 nt
Organism: Carica papaya (papaya)
Lineage: Eukaryota; Viridiplantae; Streptophyta; Magnoliopsida; Brassicales; Caricaceae
Source: RefSeq, a predicted model, not a curated record